UCUUCUCCUGCAUAAGAGAAGACAGUAACUCAAAGCUUGACGUUAUGAGUACAACUGUUUUGAGCUUUUGUUUCUCUGACAUCAGCCGUAAAGACUUUACUUGAAAGCGUCUUUCCAUGCAGGAUUGUAGUUGGGGGCGGAGACUCGCAGCAACAUUACAUUCUGCAUCCAGAAACUCUGAAAUAUGGACACUGCCAUGAGAACAGUCGUGAUCAUUCGAGCUCGUUCAGCUCUAUUCAUUGCAGGAUACAAGCACAACACAAAUGCAGGAAUGGGAUUGGAGAGGUGGAUGUAGUGUUUGGGCUCUGGAUCUAGGUCAUACAAACGGCUGGAGUUUACGGUGACCGUUUUGUAACGAGGGUUGGUCUUUGUUGAGACAUUGUUUUUCUGCCUGGCAGUUUUCAGAGGACCAGCGGAACACUGUUUCAGACCCAAAUCUGCUCUUGUAUCUGGGAGGGAAGUGGAGACAACAGAGUUCAGCAUGAGGAAUAACGAGGAUGCAGAGGGCUUUGAUGGCGAGGCCUCCAACACCUCGAUGAUUUCAGGAGCCAAUAGUCCGUAUCAGCCGACCACCGAGCCCGUGCAUUCCAGAAACGUGUUCAGGGCCAUCAGGUGUGACCUGGACUAUCUCAAAUCACAUUUCGGUAUUUUAAAAGUUAUCGAAGUGGUCCUGGCUCUCAUCUCUUUCAUCUUUAUUGAGACCGUAAUGAUGUGCUCGCCUUGUGCCGGCGUCUACCUCUUUGAGUUUGUCAGCUGCAGUGCCUUCGUUGUCACAGGCGUCUUGCUCCUCAUCUUCAGCCUGAACCUGCACACCAAAGUGCCGCAUGUCAACUGGAGUCUAACAGAUCUAAUCAACACUGCCACCAGCACCUUGUUCUUCUUUCUGGCUUCAGUGGUUUUGGCAGCCCUCAACCAUCAAUCUGGAGCAGAGAUUGCAGCUGUGGUUUUUGGGUUUCUGGUGAUGGGAGUAUAUGGCGUGAACACGUAUCUGGCAGUACGGAGAUGGCGUCUCGGGGACUCACGAGACGGACCCCUGCAGACCAGCGAGUACAUCCGUGCGCGCACAGCCUCGCGGGGAGAGGUGGAGUCACGGCCUGAACUACAGUAAACCACACAGACGGACCAAUAGAGACUGAGACAAGCAAAGCCCCGUCUGCAUUCCUGUCACAGUGUGUUCUUCUGUGUAUCCUCGUGACGGUGGGCAGUUAAGAUGAGCGCUUACAAACAAACAGUUGUGUGAACAGUCUGUCUGAAGUGGAACAAACUUCUGGCAUCUUCAUUAUCAUCAAGCCUCAGGCCAUCGUCAUUUGACUGUAUACUUCAAUCUUUCCACUAAUUAAGGGCUUUACCUUACCAUGAUCUGGAUGAAUAUUGACAGAAACUCACUUCACUGUGCUCCUAAACUUCUCCCAGCAGAUAACCUGAAAGAUUUUAAUAAUGCCUGCAAUAAACCACUUGAACCCCCUUCAAUUUAGCUCCAUUCCCAGUCGGCUAAUAUGAAAGGAUUGCAACUGUUUCUAAAAUGUGUCUUAUCAAAGAUCAACUGAUUUAAGUGAUCUGAAGUGGAAUGGGAAUAUGUGAGAGGGUUUAUGAACAAAAAAAGAUGGCUUUUUCUCUCUGCUAUUGUGAUCCUGUAUCCAAACACAUCUGAGAAAACUGCAGUUGGAUUGGGCCGUUUUUCUGUAGAGACGAGGUUAGAUGUUAGGAGCACCAGUAUUUAUUUUAAUGUUAAAUAUUUUUUAUAAUACCACAGCUUUGGUAGCCACAUUGUACCAAAUGUAGUAUUUCACCUCGUGAAUGUGACCCUGCGUUAAAACAGACAACAACAGCUUUCAAAUUGUGUGUGUGGGUGAAGGGGGGUGUGAGUUUAAUGUAACUUUUUAGAUACUUCCGAUUUUUAGAUACUAAAUCUUGUGUGCAUAAUCUAUUGUUUUUGUUCUUUGUGGUUGUUUCUGUACUCCACUGUGCACUCAACCCUGUCCAGUUAUCUGUAUAUAUCGAUUUAAGCAAGGGUAGAGUUUUUGAAGAAGGUGUAUAUAUUAUGUAUCUGUGUGUAUAUGACAUGACAUACAUGAAGGGUUCCUGUUUGUAUGAAUUCUUAUGACUGAUACUAACAGACUGUAUUUGAAGGAACAAGUGUACUGCAGUACAUAUGAAUGCACUUGCUAAACUGUGUAUCUUUUUUCUGUGUGCCUUAAUCGUAGAGGCUUGACUAGUCAAAACACUCAAACUCCUGGACACUAAUGUCAUGACAACAUUAGCAGAAUAACAGCUUAAGUGGAUGUGAAAUUUGAUGAACUGAUCAUUGGUAUGAAGAUGUUUUUCUAAAGUGCUUUAUUGAUCCUCUAAUGGGUCUUUUUAUAAGGAGUGUCAUGGAACGACAUUGUGGGGGGAAUGAAAUGUAUGUUUUACCACAGAUUUUAAGAUGUAGUGCAAUUGUAUGAUUUUUUUGCCCCUAGAAAACGAUCGUUCGUAGUAUUCAUUUAUUGUCAUACUUAAGUCUUACUAUCUGAAGUUCUUCAGUGAAGUCACAUAUGUUGUGGAAUAAGACAAUGUUGAAAUGAAGUAAUUUCGAGGUGUAGGCUCACAUUAUAGAGAUAUAACAACACUGUGGACUUGAAAAUGUUGAAAGACAAUCACAAGAACGAUUUACGUCUUGGUGGACUCUGCAUUAAAGUGCUAAAGUAAAUUUUUUCCUAUUUUGAAAGCAAUACUGUCUGUGUGCUUAUGCUUUAAUAAUGUGUAAAAGCUUUCACUGUGCUUUGACUAUGCUAAACUUCUUAUUGGAAGAUUUUAGCAUCUAAAUAACUCCUGAUUUUGACCAUAUGGUUUGGACUGUAUUUUCAACUCAUAAAUCAUUGAAGUAUUCCAAAAGGAACUAUGUUGACAUUUUGAGGGACUCAAAUUUUGAUAAUGAUUGUACUGUUUCUUGUUGACAUUUCCUGUAUUCAAGAAAGCAAUGUUUUAAUCAUGUAACAGUGCUAUAAAUUUGUAUUUUUGUAUUUAUAGAGUUGUGCAUAGACUUACAAAAUGCUAAUUGUUUGAAAAUAUUUGUGAUGGCAAUCUUUUCCUCAAAUAAAUGGAUUUGGAUGGACUGUU
Molecule: messenger RNA, 3099 nt
Organism: Rhinichthys klamathensis goyatoka
Lineage: Eukaryota; Metazoa; Chordata; Actinopteri; Cypriniformes; Leuciscidae
Gene: cmtm4
Product: CKLF-like MARVEL transmembrane domain containing 4
Exons: 4
Coding region: 482-1108 (208 amino acids)
Cellular component (GO): membrane
Source: RefSeq, a predicted model, not a curated record